Molecule: messenger RNA, 2982 nt
Organism: Beauveria bassiana ARSEF 2860
Lineage: Eukaryota; Fungi; Ascomycota; Sordariomycetes; Hypocreales; Cordycipitaceae
Product: telomere length regulation protein
Exons: 1
Coding region: 1-2982 (993 amino acids)
Biological process (GO): protein stabilization; telomere maintenance via telomerase
Cellular component (GO): cytosol
Molecular function (GO): Hsp90 protein binding; telomeric repeat DNA binding
Source: RefSeq, a predicted model, not a curated record
AUGGACGACUUUCUCACUCCGCUCAGCACCACAUACCUCAAGGGCAGGGACGUGGUUGAGCCAGUCGACCUUGCACCAGCAGCCUUGAAGGAGAGCCAUGUUCCCGUGGUCGUCACGAACUUGAACGAGGCUAUUGAGACUCUCAAAAAUCAGCCAGACUACGAUUCUCUAUUAUCGACUCUCAAAUUUUUAUGCGACAAUUCGGAUACAGUCACGGACAGUCCUAGUCCUCAAAGCGCAGCUGUCGUCCAUCUUCUCGUCACCGAAAUCACUCCCAACUAUUGGACUCUCCUGCUAGAAUCUUCAACGCCUUCACCUGAUGGCUCCGUCUCAGAAGACAGCGAUGCUGGCCUAUUGUUGCGUUUUUUCAGCAACCUCACAGGUCUCAAGGCCAUUGUCUCUCAUAUUAACGCUCUCUUGGCCGAGGCUCGAAACAGGAGGAAGGAUUUAUCGUCACAAGACAUUCAUCUUCAUCUUUCGAUAAUUCUGGAUGUACUAGCCUCUCUUCUCAGAGGACCUGAUUCUAUUCGUCGAAUAUGGAUUGCUUCGGUACAAAAGCUGCCCGAUGCUGCAAUGAGAAAAAGUCAGUCACAGACUUUGUACAGCUUGCUAGCGAGCAGCCGCGUGCUUUCAGUUGCUUCAGAGGCUUCGAAUCUUAUUGGACUCGACAAACUGAAAGACACGACCAAAUAUAUUGCCGAUGGUCCAGAAUACGUCAGAUGGAUUGCCACCAACAUCGCGUCCUGGGCAAAAGUAGCUUCAACGGAUCUAGAAUUUCGAUCUUGCUCUGAUGUCAUGCAAAGAGCUAUGUCUUUGGGCUACCAAAACGGCUUGGUCAAAUUACUCGUCGAUGAGCUUUUGCUUCGCUCCGACUCAAAUCCUGCCACCUUCAUACACGUCUGCUUCCAGCAACCUGCAACAUUUAAGAAGGUCAUGCAGAUCUUACUGGACUACCUGGCGCAAAGAUUUCUGAGCUCCAUCUCUAUCCAUGAAGCUUCAGAGAAUAAGAUAGUUUCUUCCGUGGCUGGAAUUAUCAAUACACUCAUCCAAGAUGAUUCAACAAGGAGAUCAUUCCUGGUGUCCUGGUGCACGGCAUCAUCGGGCGCCGGCUUGGGCGACAACAUCGGUAUCCGCCGUGCUGUCUUAGCAGCUCUAGCAACAGAUAAGGACACAAUCACUUCAGUUCUUGAGAAGAGCCUCAACCAAUUCGGCGAUCAACUAUACAUUAAGCAUGCCGCCAUCCUACAGCAAGAGGUCCACACCCAGAUCCUGCUGCUUAGCGCUGGAUACGUCUCACGACUUUCUCCUAUCAGGCUCACUAUGCUUGUCAAAUCUGGCGCUUACAUGAGCAGCAUCUCGAAUCGUAUUGCAUCCACUCAAGAGAUGACUCGGAUUCUUGGCAUGGUUGUUGGAGAGUCGCUGUCUUCUCUAGUUGACAAGGGCAAGAACAAGCUCGACUUUCACAUGGAAGAAAUGGAGACUGAAGAAAUCGAAGCUCUCAAAUCCCUGACCAGCAUCUCGGACUCUGUUGGUCCUUUCAAUGACUUGUGCGAAGCUCCUCCAUCAAUCGAGCUUACUUCGUCGCCCACUCCGUUGCAAAAGCAAAUAGUGAAGCCGAAAAAGAGGAAGCCAGCACCAAAGACCUCGGCAGCUGAGCGACUACCCAAAGCAAUCAUUGAGGAAUUGAAUUCCUCUGAAGACGAAAACGACGACUUGGUACCUUAUACUAAAGGUUCUGACCCCGAAGACUCCGACUCCGAUGCAGAGCUUGUGCAGCGCAACAAGGUCAAAGCACCUGUAUAUAUCCGCGACCUCAUCACCUACUUUAGAGACGCCGAAAACUAUGACAAGCAAAAGCUCGCGCUUCAGACAGCGCCCACGCUCAUUCGACGAAAGGCAAACUACGGCACAGAAGUCAGGGAUCAUGCGGAGGAGCUGGCCAGCAUCCUCGUUGGCCUGCAAGACAAGUUUGAGAUGCAAGAUUUCAGCGAAACGCAGCUCCAAGGCAUGGUCGCUCUCAUGGUCGCGCAGCCCCGAAGCAUGGCGCCCUGGUUUGUAAAGACUUUUUUCGAAGGCGACUACAGCCUGUCGCAACGCACUGCCAUCCUCAUCGCCAUCGGCCUCUCCGCCAGGGAAGUGGCGGGGUUCGACACGGGCACUUUUACCUCGCCCGCCAAUUUUCCCUCGAAGCAGCUGCCGGAAAAGCUGCAGAAGUUGUACAUGAACGGCGCUCGCGUGGACCAGACGAUGAUGGAGUCGGCGGCGGGUGGCGGCCACCUCAAGGCACUGCCCCCCAACGCCAUCGAGGCCAUGUCGCAGGCGCUCACCGCCGACUUUCUCGCACCGCUCGCCGCCACGGCCGCUGACUCGGCUGCCGGCCCAGACGUGCUCAAGCUGCAGAGCUUCACCGCGCGGUACACACGUCGCAACACGAGCAUGGCCCGGCCCCGCGCGCGCGCCGUCCCCAACAUCACCGCGUCCCUCCUCGCGCAGUUCUUCUUCGCACCCCUCACCGCAUACUUCCAGGCCGCCCUGCGCAGUCACAGCGCUGCCGUCGUGCUGCACCCCGCCCUGCUUGCGCUGUACCUGCAGACGCUCGGCGUCGUUGUCGGCGCCGCGGGCCCCGCGACGCUCGCGCUUCCGCAGAUGACAACCGAGCUCUGGGAUCUGCUGCUCGGGGCGCGCGUGCGCGUUCUCGAGGCAGGUCUCGCCACGCUGCGCGGAUGGCUCGUCGCCCUGGCGGCGCUGCUGCAGGCGAAUGCUGACAGCGUCGGCGGCAUGCGCCGGCUGUGCGAGGACCACGGCAGGGCCGUUUUCGAGACGCGCGAAUGGGUCGGCGGCGUCUUUGAGCGCGUCCGCGGCGGCGGCGACGGCGAGGAGAGCGAUGUCAAAAUGCUCGCGGCCGGCGUGCUCAUGACGCUGGGCGAGGCAAUGGAAAAGUAUCAGGCGCUACUGAUGGGGGAUAUGGCAACCUUUUCAUGA